CCCCCGCGAUGAGGAGGGCCCUUCACGGAACCGGGGUAAGGCGUGCGGGUCUUGGGGAGCCCGGUGGUGGCCGGGGGGGCCGGAAGUGGGCUUUGGAGCUUGGAGGGCCUCUAGGAAGCGAGAAAGUGGGGGGCCGGAAGUGCAGGUGGGGGGUGUGAAGACGGCAAGGGUUCCCCGGAAAUGGGAUGGGGGGCCCGGAAACCGGGAGAGGAGAGGCUCCAGGGCCGGGGACGGCCCGGAAAUGGAAACUAGGGAGCAGCUCGAGUGACAACAGUUGUGGGAAGCGAGGGUCAGAGGAGGGAGAGGCCGGAGUGACUUUAGACCGCAGUAAGGGGUUUCCUGCCAAGGGGGAGGGUUGUGGGCGGGCGAGCCCGGAGACGGGGUCUGCGCUGGGCUGUUUCUUUAGCCGUGGGAAGUUGAGGCUGAGUGAGGAUGACGACGAGACGGGCGUACAGGGGGGCUGGAAAAGAGGCCGAGAAACUUGGCUGAGAGGAGCAGAGCAUGCUUCUAAAUAGAUCAGGAUGGAAAUGGGGGGGUGGGGGUUCAGGACUUGGGAGGGAGGUGGACCAAUUGUCACUCCAAUCGUAUUAGUAUUCAAAGCGAGUCAGGCGAUUAAUUUAUUUAUAUGUGGAUUACAUAAAACCUAUUAUAUCGUUUGCCCAUUCAGUUCACCCUCUCCUCCAUCCUCCUCCAUAGUGAGUGGGUUUUUAGUUCAGAAACAAGUUAGAGGGGACUUCAAAUAACGAAGGUUGGAAAAUCCCCGAUCCUGUCCUUCGUGGCGCUUCCUUCCUCAGAAGAACAGAAAUUCUUAAUUUACUAGAGGGGAGAAAAUAAAGAUUUAAAAACACAUGGAAAUCGGGAGGAAAUAACACAUUUGAACGGCCGGGGCGGGUUGGGGGGGGGGGGACGGGAGGGGAAUUGGUUACCCUUGUGUGGUAAGGAGAGAACGGAAGGGGCUGCUCCUAAACCCUUAAGACAGGUUGGUUGGUUUUUGAUAACGUCGUUUUACUUAGGGGACGGUUAGCUUAAGCAUCGUGUCUGGCGGUGGGUAUAGUUUAAUUGCUUCGUUAGUUAAUUGAAGGAGGGACUGUGGCAGUGAGUAAACGUUCGUGUGUGAGGGGUGCGGGGGGUACGUUUAAUAGCGCAGCGAAUGUGUUCUGAGUGGCCGUCUAACUGCUCCCCUGCUGUCUCCUUUCCUAGUCGGCCUUCCCCGGAUCCUGCCUGGGUUGCCAAAUCACCCGAUCCCCGGGCUUUACUCCGUUUUGUAGGCCCUUUAGUGCUGUGUUCAACUUUCUAUUGCUCUCCAGUCUCUCCAUAGAUAUUUUUGGCAUUUCAUUUUUUAAAGACCCAGGAAGUGGAGGCUGAGGAUCUCCUCUCUAAAAACAAAACAAAACAAAAAAUAUAGGGUGGAAAGUUGAAAGAGCUAUUGAGUGGGGCAAAAAACCGACGCUCUGAACAAAGGUCCUAGUUGUUGGAGGAAAAGGCAAGAGGCCUAUAUAUGAGGCCUGUGUGUGUGUGUCGCAUUUACACGGGGUGGGGUGUGUGUGUGUGUGUGUGUGUGUGUGUGUGUGUGGAGGGAGCAGCUAGGAUUGAGGAAUGGCCUUAUCAGAUUUAGAGACAAUAAGUUGCAGAUGGUUUUAUUGAGAUUUAUUUUCAUACUUAGAUUAUGCAAAGAGAUCAGUAUUGGGAAUUUUAGAGUAAACAAAAUUUCCAGUUCUUCAUUUUGAAACAACCCUGCUCCAUGUUCAACCCCAGAAAGAUUGAAUUGGGCUUUUACAUCAUCUUUGUGAGAUUGUUGGCAGAGUUUUUAUUUCAUUUAUUUUAUGCUUAAGAGAGCAUAUUAACAUGGUUGGAGGUUGAGGUUGUGGGCUUUGUUCACAUCUGCCUUUCUAUGAAUGUGCCAGUAUCCGUAAGAAUUUAAGGACUGUAAUAAACAUUAUCAUUGUUUCUAUUCCAUUCCCAGUUUUUAAGGAGUUUGAGUGGUUUUUAAGUCUGCUCUGCUGACAAUUACUGUUUAAGUUUGUGUCGUGAACAGGCUUUUUGUUUUAGUUUUUCAUAUACUUUCUAAGUUUUAGAAUACUUCAGGCAGUUAGAGUUCUAGAAGCUGCUAAACUAAAAUAAUUAUUUUAAAAAAGUGAAAGGGAUGCUAGGCCAGUGUAAAAUCAAUGCUUUCACCUAGCAAAGUAAAUUUGAAGUAAUGUUUACUUUUCCAUUCUAACUUUUAAGAUUACUGCGUUAAUGUUAUCUACGUAAGAUUUUAUGAUCCUAUUUUAAUCACAUCAUCCUAGCAAAGAGACACAAACUCAUGGGAAUUCACACACUGACAGUAGCUGUGUGACCUUGAGCUUUUCACUUAUCCUAUCUGGUCUCCAGUUAUCUGUAAAAUGGGGAUGGGCAGUCACUAUCUUACCUCACUGGGUGGUUGUGAGACCCAGUGGAUACAAUGGCUGUGAAAAAUUACAAACUGCUAAAUAACUGUAAUAUAUUAUCAUUAGUUUUAGAAAAUUACAUUUGCUAUUUGAGGCCAUUAAGAACACUUAGAGCUUUUCACCAGUGAUGGUGAAGGGUGGGGGGGCGGUGACCUUGAUGUAAGAUAAGUUACAGCAACUUAUUUUUUUGAAACUGCUGUUAAAUUGGUAGUGGAACUUGGGCCCAAUUUCUGUUAAGUUACUCUUGGGUUGAUUGGUUGGUUUUGGUUUUGGUUUUCGGUUUUUUGCAUCAGCAUGGUAGAUUUCUACCAUACUUUCUCCUGAAUAAAUUUGUUAAUCAUAUUUAGAGAAAUUUCUUUACAUUUUCAUUAUUGAUAACACAUGUACCUGUUUCGGUUCGUGGCUCUUACGGAAUUGACUUUAUAAUGUCAGAGUCUACAAUGAAGGGAAAACCUUGCCAAACCUAUUUUUUUUUUUUUUACAGAAUUUAGGGAGGAGGUGUUUUGUUUUGUUUUUUUUUUUUCUUUUAGGUGGAUGAUGAUCUUUUCGAGCAAAUAGAAUACCAGUUGCCCUUUUAUUUUUCCAUUUGCUGAGGAAAUUUGAUGGACUCCGGUUGAAAAAAGCAACCUGUUUGUUGCUUUUCAUCUUCUCUCAGGUUCCUGUUACUGCCAGACUGACCUGCACUUUUCCUUUAUUUAAACCAUUUUAGGUUCACUUCAGCUCACCCCUUCCUAGCACUUCCUCAAACCCUUCUAUCCCAGGAUCUUUCCCAUUUAUUUCUUGGUUAUCUAAAUAGGCUCCAUUUUGGGAUUAUAGUGUUAGAUUUGUUGACAUGUGUUGCGUUUGUUUCCUGACUGGAUUAUAGGUUUCCCCAAGUCCAGGAUUAUCUUGUAUCAACUGUGUUUUGCAUGAAGGUGCACUCAUAAGCCUCAUUGAAAAUAACACCCAUUUUCCUUCCCACUCCAAACCAAUAAUGUUAACCUAGUCUUGCUGACUAUGCAACCAAUCUUCCUGCUUGGAAAGUUUCUUGGUCUCAACAGAUUCCUCAGGAUGCUAUUUGCUUUGGUGAUCCCAGCCUCUUCAUAUCUUCCUGACUGCUGGAAAGGGCUUAACAUUCAAACAGCUGUGUCACAGAUUUCUUGAAGGCACAAACUCCUAGCAGUUGUUCUUUAUAAUCUCUGCCUGGUUUGCUGGGUUACUCUGACACAUAGUGGGUGCUUGCUGCUACUUAACAGUAAAUAGUGAAUGGUAGUGUCUAGAAAGGGUAUGUCCCUUCAAGAGAGAGGUGCCAAUGUCCAACCGGCCUAAUAACAAUCCAGGGGGGUCACUGCGACGUUCACAGAGGAACACUGCCGGGGCCCAACCACAAGACGACUCGAUAGGAGGAAGGUCACAUUUAGGGCAGGCAAAACAUAAGGGAUAUAGCCCUCCUGAGAGUAGAAAAUCUAAUUCUAAGGCACCCAAAGUGCAGUCUAAUACUACUUCUGAACUGUCAAGGGGACACCUUUCUAAAAGAAGCUGCAGUUCAUCAUCUGCUGUCAUAGUUCCACAACCAGAGGAUCCAGACAGAGCCAAUCCUUCAGAAAGGCAAAAAACGGGGCAGGUGCCUAAGAAAGACAAUUCUCGAGGAGUGAAACGCAGUGCUAGUCCAGACUACAACAGGACCAACUCUCCCAGCUCUGCCAAAAAACCGAAAGCACUUCAGCGUACUGAAUCCCCCUCAGAAACGAAUAAGCCACAUAGUAAGUCAAAGAAGAGACAUUUAGACCAGGAGCAACAACUGAAAUCUGCACACUCGCCAUCGACAAGUAAGGCUCACACCAGAAAGAGUGGGGCCGCUGGCAGUUCACGGAGUCAGAAAAGAAAGAGGACAGAGAGUUCUUGUAUAAAGAGUGGUUCUGUGUCUGAGUCCACUGGUGCCGAAGAGCGAUCUGCAAAACCCACCAAGCUGGCUUCAAAAUCCGCCGCCUCGGCCAAGGCUGGGUGCAGCUCCAUCACUGAUUCUUCCUCUGCCGCCUCUACUUCCUCCUCCUCUUCCGCUGUUGCCUCGGCCUCCUCCGCCGUGCCACCAGGGGCCAGGGUGAAACAAGGAAAAGACCAGAACAAGGCCAGGCGUUCCCGUUCGGCAUCCAGUCCCAGUCCCAGAAGAAGUAGCAGGGAAAAGGAACAGAGUAAAACUGGUGGCUCUUCAAAAUUCGAUUGGGCUGCUCGUUUCAGCCCUAAAGUUAGCCUUCCUAAAACCAAACUGUCUCUUCCAGGGUCUUCUAAGUCAGAGACCUCAAAACCUGGCCCUUCUGGAUUACAGGCCAAAUUGGCAAGUUUAAGAAAAUCUACCAAGAAGCGCAGUGAAUCCCCACCUGCUGAGCUCCCCAGUUUGAGGCGGAGCACACGCCAAAAGACCACGGGCUCCUGUGCUAGUGCCAGUCGGCGGGGCUCUGGCCUGGGCAAACGAGGAGCAGCUGAAGCUCGUCGACAGGAGAAAAUGGCGGACCCUGAAAGCAACCAGGAGACAGUAAAUUCUUCAGCUGCGCGGACAGACGAAACCCCCCAGGGAGCUGCAGCUUCUAGUUCUGUUGCAGGGGCUGUGGGCAUGACCACCUCUGGGGAGAGUGAAUCCGAUGAUUCCGAGAUGGGACGAUUACAAGCUUUGUUAGAGGCCAGGGGUCUUCCCCCUCAUCUGUUUGGCCCUCUUGGUCCUCGGAUGUCACAGCUUUUCCAUAGAACAAUUGGAAGCGGAGCUAGCUCUAAGGCCCAGCAGCUUCUGCAAGGACUGCAGGCGAGUGAUGAAAGCCAGCAACUCCAGGCGGUUAUCGAAAUGUGUCAGUUAUUGGUCAUGGGAAAUGAAGAGACGCUGGGAGGGUUUCCCGUCAAGAGUGUCGUUCCUGCUUUGAUAACAUUACUGCAGAUGGAACAUAAUUUCGAUAUUAUGAACCAUGCUUGUCGAGCCUUAACAUACAUGAUGGAAGCACUUCCUCGAUCAUCUGCUGUUGUCGUAGAUGCAAUUCCCGUCUUCUUAGAAAAGCUGCAGGUUAUUCAGUGUAUUGAUGUGGCAGAGCAGGCCUUGACCGCCUUGGAGAUGUUAUCACGCAGACACAGUAAAGCCAUUCUACAGGCGGGUGGUUUGGCGGACUGCUUGCUGUAUCUAGAGUUCUUCAGCAUAAAUGCCCAAAGAAAUGCACUAGCGAUCGCCGCCAAUUGCUGCCAGAGUAUCACGCCGGAUGAAUUUCAUUUUGUGGCAGAUUCCCUCCCAUUGCUCACCCAAAGGCUAACCCAUCAGGACAAAAAGUCGGUUGAAAGCACUUGCCUUUGUUUUGCACGUCUGGUGGACAACUUCCAACAUGAGGAGAAUUUACUCCAGCAGGUUGCCUCCAAAGAUCUGCUUACAAAUGUUCAACAGCUACUGGUAGUGACCCCACCAAUUUUAAGUUCUGGGAUGUUUAUAAUGGUGGUUCGCAUGUUUUCUCUGAUGUGUUCCAACUGUCCGACUUUAGCUGUUCAACUUAUGAAGCAAAAUAUUGCAGAAACACUUCACUUCCUCCUGUGCGGUGCCUCUAAUGGAAGUUGUCAGGAGCAGAUUGAUCUUGUUCCACGAAGCCCUCAAGAACUGUACGAGCUGACGUCUCUGAUUUGCGAACUUAUGCCAUGUUUACCAAAAGAAGGCAUUUUUGCAGUUGAUACCAUGCUGAAGAAGGGAAAUGCACAGAACACGGAUGGUGCGAUAUGGCAGUGGCGUGACGACCGUGGCCUUUGGCAUCCCUAUAACAGGAUUGACAGCCGGAUCAUUGAGGCAGCCCAUCAGGUCGGUGAGGAUGAGAUAAGCUUGUCCACUCUGGGACGAGUUUAUACUAUUGAUUUUAAUUCUAUGCAGCAAAUCAAUGAGGACACGGGAACAGCACGUGCCAUUCAGAGAAAACCUAACCCCUUAGCCAAUACUAACACUAGUGGAUAUUCCGAGUUAAAGAAGGAUGAUGCUCGAGCACAGCUUAUGAAAGAGGAUCCGGAACUGGCUAAGGCUUUCAUUAAGACGUUAUUCGGUGUCCUUUAUGAAGUGUAUAGUUCCUCGGCAGGACCUGCGGUCAGACAUAAGUGCCUUAGAGCAAUUCUUAGGAUAAUUUAUUUUGCGGAUGCUGAACUUCUGAAGGAUGUCCUGAAAAAUCAUGCUGUUUCAAGUCACAUUGCUUCCAUGCUGUCAAGCCAAGACCUGAAGAUAGUAGUCGGAGCGCUUCAGAUGGCAGAGAUCUUAAUGCAGAAGUUACCUGAUAUUUUUAGUGUUUACUUCAGAAGAGAAGGUGUAAUGCAUCAAGUAAAACACUUAGCAGAAUCAGAGUCUUUGUUGACAAGUCCACCAAAGGCAUGUACGAAUGGGUCAGGAUCCUUGGGGUCCACGACGUCAGUCAGCAGUGGAACAGCCACGGCUGCCACUAAUGCUGCGGCUGACGUGGGAUCCCCCAGCUUGCAGCACAGCAGAGAUGAUUCUUUAGAUCUGAGCCCUCAAGGUCGAUUAAGCGAUGUUCUAAAGAGAAAGCGACUGCCAAAACGAGGGCCAAGAAGGCCAAAGUAUUCACCUCCAAGAGAUGAUGACAAAGUAGACAAUCAAGCUAAAAGCCCCACCACUACUCAGUCACCUAAAUCUUCUUUCCUGGCAAGCUUGAAUCCAAAAACGUGGGGAAGGUUAAGCGCACAGUCCAACAGCAACAACAUUGAACCAGCACGAACCGCGGGAGUCAGUGGUCUUGCCAGGGCUGCCUCAAAGGACACCAUCUCCAAUAAUAGAGAAAAAAUUAAAGGUUGGAUUAAGGAACAAGCGCAUAAAUUUGUAGAACGUUACUUCAGUUCUGAGAACAUGGAUGGAAGCAACCCUGCACUGAAUGUCCUUCAGAGACUUUGUGCUGCGACCGAACAACUCAACCUCCAGGUGGAUGGUGGAGCUGAGUGCCUUGUAGAAAUCCGUAGCAUAGUCUCAGAGUCAGACGUUUCAUCAUUUGAAAUCCAGCAUAGUGGAUUCGUGAAGCAGCUGUUGCUUUAUUUGACAUCUAAAAGUGAAAAGGAUGCUGUGAGCAGAGAGAUCAGAUUAAAGAGAUUCCUUCAUGUAUUCUUUUCUUCACCACUUCCUGGAGAAGAGCCCAUUGGAAGAGUAGAACCAGUGGGUAAUGCACCUUUGUUGGCAUUAGUUCACAAGAUGAACAACUGCCUCAGCCAGAUGGAACAGUUUCCAGUCAAAGUACAUGACUUCCCCAGUGGGAAUGGGACAGGAGGCAGAGGAUCACAGGCUUUAAAAUUUUUCAACACCCAUCAGUUAAAAUGCCAGUUACAAAGACAUCCAGACUGUGCAAAUGUGAAACAGUGGAAGGGUGGGCCUGUCAAGAUUGAUCCCCUGGCUUUGGUACAAGCUAUCGAGAGAUACCUUGUGGUCAGAGGGUAUGGAAGAGUAAGAGAAGAUGAUGAAGACAGUGAUGAUGAUGGCUCUGAUGAGGAAAUAGACGAGUCUCUGGCUGCUCAGUUCUUAAAUUCAGGAAAUGUGAGACACCGGCUACAGUUUUACAUUGGAGAACACUUGCUCCCGUAUAACAUGACUGUGUAUCAGGCAGUCCGACAGUUCAGUAUACAGGCUGAAGAUGAAAGGGAGUCCACAGACGAUGAGAGCAAUCCUCUGGGAAGAGCUGGUAUUUGGACAAAGACUCAUACAAUAUGGUACAAACCCGUGCGAGAGGAUGAAGAAAGUAAUAAAGAUUGUGUUGGUGGUAAAAGAGGAAGAGCCCAAACAGCUCCAACAAAAACAUCCCCCAGAAAUGCAAAAAAGCAUGAUGAGUUAUGGCACGAUGGAGUGUGCCCAUCGGUAUCAAAUCCUUUAGAAGUUUACCUCAUAUCCACGCCACCUGAAAAUAUAACUUUUGAAGACCCGUCGUUAGAUGUGAUUCUUCUUUUAAGAGUUCUACAUGCCAUCAGUCGAUACUGGUAUUACUUGUAUGAUAAUGCAAUGUGCAAGGAGAUUAUUCCAACUAGUGAAUUUAUUAACAGUAAGUUGACAGCAAAAGCAAACAGGCAGCUUCAAGAUCCUCUAGUGAUCAUGACCGGAAACAUCCCAACAUGGCUGACUGAACUGGGAAAAACCUGCCCAUUUUUCUUCCCUUUUGAUACCCGGCAAAUGCUUUUUUAUGUAACUGCGUUUGAUCGGGACCGAGCGAUGCAGAGAUUACUUGACACCAACCCAGAAAUCAACCAGUCUGAUUCUCAAGAUAGCAGAGUUGCACCUAGAUUGGAUAGAAAAAAACGUACUGUGAACAGAGAGGAGCUGCUGAAACAAGCCGAGUCUGUGAUGCAGGAUCUGGGGAGCUCGCGGGCCAUGUUAGAAAUCCAGUAUGAGAAUGAGGUUGGUACCGGUCUUGGGCCUACACUGGAGUUUUAUGCACUUGUAUCUCAGGAACUACAGAGAGCCGACCUGGGUCUCUGGAGAGGUGAAGAAGUGACUCUCAGCAAUCCAAAAGGAAGCCAAGAAGGGACCAAGUACAUUCAAAACCUCCAGGGCCUGUUUGCGCUUCCCUUUGGUAGGACGGCUAAGCCUGCUCAUAUCGCAAAGGUUAAGAUGAAGUUUCGCUUCUUAGGCAAAUUAAUGGCCAAGGCGAUCAUGGAUUUCAGAUUGGUGGACCUUCCCCUUGGCUUACCCUUUUAUAAGUGGAUGCUACGGCAAGAAACUUCACUGACAUCGCAUGAUUUGUUUGACAUUGACCCGGUUGUAGCCAGAUCAGUGUAUCACCUAGAAGACAUUGUCAGACAGAAGAAAAGACUUGAACAAGAUAAAUCCCAGACCAAAGAGAGUCUACAAUAUGCAUUAGAAACCCUGACGAUGAAUGGCUGCUCAGUUGAAGAUCUAGGAUUGGAUUUCACUCUGCCAGGAUUUCCCAACAUCGAACUGAAGAAAGGAGGAAAGGAUAUACCGGUCACUAUCCACAAUUUAGAAGAAUAUUUAAGACUGGUUAUAUUCUGGGCACUAAAUGAAGGCGUUUCUAGGCAAUUCGAUUCCUUCAGAGAUGGAUUUGAAUCUGUCUUCCCACUCAGUCAUCUCCAGUACUUCUACCCGGAAGAACUGGACCAGCUCCUGUGCGGCAGUAAAGCAGACACUUGGGAUGCAAAGACACUGAUGGAGUGCUGCAGGCCGGACCACGGUUACACUCACGACAGUCGUGCCGUGAAGUUCCUGUUCGAGAUUCUCAGUAGUUUUGAUAACGAGCAGCAGAGGUUAUUUCUCCAGUUCGUGACCGGUAGCCCGAGACUGCCUGUUGGAGGCUUCCGGAGUUUGAAUCCACCUUUGACAAUUGUCCGGAAGACAUUCGAAUCGACAGAAAACCCGGAUGACUUCCUGCCCUCCGUAAUGACUUGUGUGAACUAUCUUAAGUUGCCGGACUACUCGAGCAUUGAGAUCAUGCGUGAGAAACUGUUGAUCGCGGCCAGAGAAGGACAGCAGUCGUUCCAUCUUUCCUGAUCACAGCGAGAAAUGCGGUGUCUGCCUGUUACAGCAAAAGAAAAAAAAAAUCAUGAUUUCUUUUCUAAAUGUAUCACCUGAGUCAAGGAAACAUGUUACGCCUUCUUGUUGUAGGAAAAAUGGCUUGCAGAUUAUACAAGAGACACUUGGUUGAUAUUCAUUAAUGGCCCCAUGGACUUAAAGUGAUCAGGCCCUAAAACGUUGUUGUGAUGAGGUUUCUUUAGCAAGUUCUUGUUUAAAUUAUCAUUUAUUUGAUGAGUGAAGUUUUUAACUUGCUUUGCUGUGUGAAAUUUAAAAAAAAGGGAUGUUUUUCAGGCUGAAACAAUAAAUGUCGCUGUGCAGUUUAA
Leopardus geoffroyi (Geoffroy's cat) is the source of this 10256-nucleotide messenger RNA. It is a transcript of the gene TRIP12, whose product is annotated as thyroid hormone receptor interactor 12. The record is from RefSeq and is a predicted model, not a curated record. Gene Ontology annotation, molecular function: ubiquitin protein ligase activity; zinc ion binding. Gene Ontology annotation, biological process: proteasome-mediated ubiquitin-dependent protein catabolic process; regulation of double-strand break repair; protein polyubiquitination. The transcript has 43 exons. NCBI's taxonomy places the organism in Eukaryota, Metazoa, Chordata, Mammalia, Carnivora, Felidae. Gene Ontology annotation, cellular component: nuclear speck. Bases 3721 to 9909 code for a protein of 2062 amino acids.